AUGUCCGAGUACCACCCUGCAUUUUCCACUAGCGGCAACAACCAUGGCAUAUUCAUCAUCUGCUCUAAAUUCCAACAGAGUUGCCUAGAGGAAUCGAACACCAUCAAGGGGAUAUUUGGUAGUUCCAUCACCGAGUUGGGAAACUUCGAAGGUCGUGUUCGUAGUGGCGACGGAGAAUUCUUUGGUUGGAGGGAUGGUAUUUCCCAGCCUGCUCUCCAGGGCCUCGGUAAAGCAUGUCCUGGACAGCGCCUUGUAAAGCCCGGUGUGAUCAUCAUGGGUUACCCUGGGGACCCCGUUGUCGAUGCUCCUACUGCGGUUCAGCGCCCGCCGUGGACCAAAGAAGGCUCCUUCCUGGUCUUUAGGCAGCUGGAGCAAAAUGUCCUCUUCUUCGAGGAGUACAUUGAACAGAACUGGCGUUCCAUUCCUGCUAACGAGCCAAGAAAUGGUGUCUAUCUCACGGAUGAAGAGAGGAAGAAACUCUUCGGCGCUCGAUUGGUUGGGCGAUUCAAGUCGGGUGUUCCUCUUGCGCUCUCACCAUACAAAGAAGAUUUAAAAUAUCUCCAUCCUGACCAAAUCAACAAUUUCGACUACUCUGAGCAAGACGGACGCUGUCCCUUCUCCGCUCACAUCCGGAAGACCGCGCCCAGAAAUGUCGGUCCUUACCUUACAAAAGAGUUCGUGGAUGCCUCGGUAGUCAUUCGAGCGGGUAUUCCGUAUGGUCCAGAGAUUACCAGGGAAGAAAGGGAAGAAUGGGCAAAGAAGAAUCUCGAAGAGAAGAUCUUCGCCAAGUGUGAGCGUGGCCUUCUCUUUGCAGGGCACUCAGUAAGGUGA
This is a messenger RNA of Coprinopsis cinerea okayama7#130, 831 nucleotides long. RefSeq lists its product as hypothetical. Gene Ontology annotation, cellular component: cytosol. Bases 1 to 831 code for a protein of 276 amino acids. The transcript is spliced from 5 exons. NCBI's taxonomy places the organism in Eukaryota, Fungi, Basidiomycota, Agaricomycetes, Agaricales, Psathyrellaceae. The record is from RefSeq and is a predicted model, not a curated record. Gene Ontology annotation, molecular function: peroxidase activity; heme binding.